Cryptotermes secundus is the source of this 3272-nucleotide messenger RNA. Its product is annotated as trace amine-associated receptor 8c. Gene Ontology annotation, cellular component: membrane. Gene Ontology annotation, molecular function: corazonin receptor activity. Gene Ontology annotation, biological process: neuropeptide signaling pathway. NCBI's taxonomy places the organism in Eukaryota, Metazoa, Arthropoda, Insecta, Blattodea, Kalotermitidae. The record is from RefSeq and is a predicted model, not a curated record. The transcript is spliced from 8 exons. The coding region runs from base 700 to 2028 and encodes 442 amino acids.
CGGGAUGCUGGCUGCGCCUAUGACAUCUAUUCAGUCGGUGAUCUGCCGUGACGGCAACAGCUCGUGAGAUGGAGGGUGCUUCGCAUAGUAACAUCCCCGCUGUAACCGAGGGCUCAGACUCAGCGCUCUAUCAUGUGAAAACAUUAGCAGCUUUUAUAACUGGAAGAGAGGCAGCAAGGCGACGGUUGGUAUGACUGAGUUGCAGCCCUACUCUGUGUUUAGAUUCAUUUGUUAAUGUGUUCACGGACAAGAAACGAUAAGUAAUAAAUUCCCAUCAAGACGAAAGAAUGUUUCGACGGACCUUGUCACUGAAUUAAAUGUUUCCGUUGAUGAAAAUUUGUAGUAGCAAACCAGAAAGUGCUUCUGCUGUGUUUAAAUCAGUGCAUCUAAGAGAAUGAAUUAUUUUGGUGUGCAGUGACGCGUAAACUUUUGUGUAUAUUUUAUCAAAAGAAGUGUGUAGACUUCGCUGAAUGCAGAAAUUUUUGAUAGAACCUAAUUCUUAUUAACGAAGUUAUAUUAUAAUAUGAACUGACGAUAUACUGAAUAAUGAGAUACUUAAAUCUGUCUUCCGAGAAAACAACUGUAAAGAAAUAUAAUUUUAUGUUAAAAAUUCAUCAGACGAUUGCCAUUAUGACGUAGCGGAAUUAGUGACGUCAGUGACAGAACAUUGAAGUUCCUUCGGAUGGUCGAGGUGUGAAGAUGGAACAGAAGUCAACGUGGCUGACGCCCCCACCAUUCCAUAACAGCAGCUGCUCUCACCCGCGCUACCUGUCGGGAAGUCAGGUGAACAUCACUUUAUGGGACAUAACACAGGCACUCUUCAUCCUGCUCUUGUCUGCAGGAAUUCUUGGCGCCAAUCUUCUGCUAGUCCUCGUCAUCAACAGCCGCAGAUAUUCCAAAUACAUCCAUUCUCAGCCUCGGUACUUACUGACGUCACUAGCAAGCAACGACCUCGCGAUUGGUCUGUUUGUGACGCCAUUUGGGUUCCUGCCGGCGCUCUAUCACUGUUGGCCUUACGGCGAGAUUUUCUGUCAGAUUCAGUCGCUGCUCCGGGGCGCGCUCAGUCAGCAGAGCGCCGUUAUCCUGAUCUGCAUGGCUAUAGACCGCUACAUGUGCAUGCUGCACCCAGCCCGAUACCACAAGCAUUCCAGCAAGAAGAUGUGUGAUCUGUCGCAGGGCUGCGUCGCAGUGAUAAGUCUGAUGUGGGUGACAUCUGUGACGCUGUUCGCUGUGAUGGUGCUGUCGCGGGGCGGCUACUACUUCAACCCAACAGGCCUGCUGGCUUGCGAUCCCUUCUUCUCGAGGCCGAGCCUGCGUAUAUUGUCAUCCUGUUUGUUCUACUUUCCCACCACAAUGAUCCUCAUGUACUGCUAUGGUUCCGCCUUCCAUGUGAAUAAACUGCGCCUCAAACGGGUUGUCUGCUCCGGCGUGGCGGCACCAGAUGACGUCGGUGCAGCAAACAUGGAGAAGGUGGUAGCCCAGGAGAGGCGACUCAGCACGAAUUCCUCGAGGACGAUGGCGGCCAUGUCCCUGGGCUUCAUUGUCAUGGUGACACCGUGGACAAUCCAGGAGGUUGUAGCAGCCUGCACAGGAACCAAGGUUCCUCAGUUCAUUGACUUUCUGGUUACGUGGUUGGCCCUCAGUAACAGCUUCUGGAACCCCUUCCUCUACUGGCUGCUCAACAACCACUUCCGCCAGGUCUGCAAGGAACUGUUCUUGUCCAAGGUGCUGUGUCGGCGUCAGGCGCCGCUGAAUUCCAAGGCCCGCUGCUGCAGUACAAACAGCAGUAUCGUCGUCGCCACCCAGGCUACAGCCCCUCCGAUGCCUUCCGGUGCCAGAGGCGACCUGGAGGGUCUCAGCGAGAAGUACUGGGGGGAGAUACUGGAGCGCACUGUCUCCUCCAACAGCCUGCAGAGGUUACAGAGAGUGUAUGGUCAUACUCAGCCACUACCGCCUACACCGGCCAGGCCAAACGGAAACGUAAUCAGCGAAUUACGACUGUUCGAAACUGUACAAAUCGAGAUUUGAAAGAUAAUAUUAUCCUACAGGGUUUAUAUUGUGUAAUCUUAGUGUUUUGGUCGAAAAGAUUUUAAUUUCUUCCAGUCAACAAAGUAUAAGAUGAAGUGAUAACUUAUCCCAAACAUUCAAAUAUAGUGAACGAGCCACACGGGUCCAUAUGAAAAUGGAGGUGAUUUUAUACAUGAAGCUCAAACAAUAUUAGCAGAGUUUAAAUUAUUCCACAAAAAUAUCUUAUCGAUGCUUACUAAUUAAAUUACUCACUGCAUAAUGCAGCAAGUUUUGUCAGAAACAUCCGUCAUGGCUGUGUUCAUUUAAGUGUUCUGAGACUCUGGAAGAAGUUUUGUGUUCUAGUUCUGAAACGUAUGCUUCUUCGUUUCUUGCAAGCUACAUCACAUUUAUAAGAAAAAUAGCCACAGGAAGCCUGAUCUUACGUUCACAAUACCAACAUGUGAGACCCAGAUCAGAUCGUUUGUUUCUUUCGUUGUGUAAAUGUGUUUUAAGCUGUGAUAAGAUUUUUCAUCCAAAUUGAGGUUUCAAGUUUUGUCAGGAUGGCAUAGUAAUACAACUAACUGACUUCUUGGACAUAAUCUAUUGUCCAGUUUCUUCACUCAAAACGACGUUUCGUAGACUUGAUUCUGUCUAUGUCUUAAAGUAAAGAGCGUACUUAUUUGGGCCUAACCGAUAGAGCUAACUCAAUCGAUCGAGUCCAAAUAAGUAGGCUUUUUUACCUGAGGAUGGAGGCAGAGUCCAGCCCUUGAAAAAUUGUUUUAAAUAAAAAUAGGACGAAGGAUAUUGUCCAAAAGGUCAAUGAUUAUAUAUUUUUAUUUAAUCUUAGCUGAAUAAUUUGGAAUCUGUUAUGAUACAAAUAUGAGCUUAUCCAAAAAAAAAUGUUUUUGAAUUAAACAUUCGCUGUAAUGAACAGAGGGAAGCUGUGGGUUAUUUCCCGAAUACUAGAAGCUCUGCAUUAGAAAGGAAUUUUGUUUUGAAUGUUUCGAAAUAUACGAAGAAUGCAGUUACUGAAUGUGUGUGCAUAUUUGGAUAUUGAUUUUAUUUACACUAUGUAAAAAAUAUAUUUUUUAGCUUAGUGUUUUGUUACUGCGAGGAUUUUUCAACCCCCGCCCAAUCACCAAGCUGGAAGACCGCAAAACGUAUUAAGUCCCAAGAGUGAAAGGAAACAUGAUGACAUAUUAAAUGUGGUUACAUCCGACAUUUUGUAAAGUACCUGCUGGCCUCACCUGACAGUAUUUAGUCUU